Molecule: messenger RNA, 1499 nt
Organism: Talpa occidentalis (Iberian mole)
Lineage: Eukaryota; Metazoa; Chordata; Mammalia; Eulipotyphla; Talpidae
Gene: FBXO27
Product: F-box protein 27
Exons: 5
Coding region: 1-900 (299 amino acids)
Biological process (GO): glycoprotein catabolic process; SCF-dependent proteasomal ubiquitin-dependent protein catabolic process
Cellular component (GO): SCF ubiquitin ligase complex; cytoplasm
Molecular function (GO): protein binding; ubiquitin protein ligase activity
Source: RefSeq, a predicted model, not a curated record
AUGGGCGCCUCGGCCUCCAGGGACCAGCCCGCCGGGGUCCCCGCGCCGGAUCCCGAAUCCGAGGAGGUGCUGGACCUGAACCAACUGCCGCCCGAGCUGCUCCUGGCGGUGCUGAGUCACGUGCCCCCGCGCGCGCUGCUCGGGCGCUGCCGCCGGGUGUGCCGGGGCUGGCGCGCCCUGGUGGACGGCCAAGCCCUGUGGCUGCGCAUCCUCGCCCGGGACCACCGCGCCCUGCUGCCGCUGGCCCGCAGCUGCCUGCCCGCCGUGCGCGACGCCAGGCCCUGCCUGCUGGGCCGCUUCUGCGAGCGCGCGCCGAUCGGGCGCAACCUCAUCCGCAACCCCUGCGGCCAGGAAGGUCUCCAGAAAUGGAUGGUGCAGCACGGCGGGGACGGCUGGGCGGUGGAGCGAAACAUGUCAACCGUGCCCGGGGCGCCCUCGCAGACCUGCUUCGUGUCUUCCUUCAGCUGGUGUCGCAAGAAGCAGGUCUUGGACCUGGAGGAGGAGGGUUUGUGGCCAGAACUACUGGACAGUGGCAAGAUUGAGAUUUGUGUCUCUGACUGGUGGGGAGCCCGUCACGACAGUGGCUGCAUGUACCGACUCCUUGUCCAACUUCUAGAUGCCAACCAGACCGUCCUGGACAAAUUCUCGGCUAUGCCUGAUCCCAUCCAGCAGUGGAACAACCAUGUUUACCUUCAGGUCUCCUAUGUGUUCUCCAAUAUCAAGACGGGCGUCCGCUUCGUGUCUUUUGAACACUGGGGCCAGGACACGCAGUUCUGGGCUGGCCACUAUGGAGCUCGUGUGACCAACUCCAGUGUGAUCGUGCGGGUCCGUCCGUCCUUGUGUGCGGACAACUCGACGUGCCUUCCAGGAGCUGAGACCAUUGGCAAGGUGCCUCACUAACCAAAGGCUCCCUGGCAUCCUGGGAAGUCCUAGGUUCAAUCCAAGGUCCUGCUGGGCCCUGUCUCCAGCUUCCAGAAACUUCUGGAAGAAAAUUCUUCUAUCAGAUCUACCUACUGCUGCUGCUCCAGGGACGCCCCCUUCUACUGAGUGGAGACCCACAGGUGAACACAGGGGGAUGCUGGUUCCACAGAAGAUGCCUAGCCCUCCCCUCAGAGGCCCUGUGAUUCAGCCUCAGCCAUGUCCUCUCUCUGCUUCAGCGGCUGUGUCGGUCGCUUCAGGGAAGCUAUCUUUCUAUCUCAGCUAGACUCUCGCUUGAGGUUGAUGGAGUCUCAGCCACCUUAGGUGGUGAACUUAACCUCAAGAGCUGGGAUGAGCUCUGACAGCCGUACAUCUGCUAACUCAGAAAAUGUUUGCAGUUAGACAGUUCUACCCACUCUGACUUCUAUGAAAAAAUGAGGUCAUCCCCCGAUCCUCAAGGACCCCCAUAAGUGUGUGGUAUGUAAAAUUAUAUUUUAUAUUUUGAAUUUUUUUUCCAGACCUUGAGAGAAUAAUAUAUCAGCUGCAUGUAUCUGCCAGUCACAUGUAAUAAAUGUAUUAUU